AAAACCGGAAGUGUCUGCCCCACGUGUUUUCAAGUUGUGUAUCCGAAAAUGAUGUGACUGGAUAUUGUUUCUGUAUUCGUGGAAGUUACAAAGUUCAUUUGUAACUAUGAAUGUAUUAAAAUCGAACUUAUCUAUUGUGAGUAAAUACGAAGCAUUCUACACUGGUGGUCGUAUACAGGUGAGCAAUGACGGCAAGCACCUGUUCUGUCCCUGUAACACCAAGAUAACAAUACUGGAAACAGACACAGGCAAAGUUGUCAAAACAAUUGGACUGGAUGAAGAUGAAGAACUCUCCAGCUUCUGUGUAUCACCUGAUGAUAAGCAUCUGAUCCUGGCUACACGGACACUGCUGCUGAGGCAGUGGGACUGGCAGGCUGGGACACUCACCAGGACGUGGAGGGCUGUCCACACUACCCCUGUGUCCUGCAUGGUGUUUGACGGGACGUCCACUCUGCUGGCUACUGGGGGCAGUGAUGCCACCAUCAAGGUGUGGGACAUCGUGGAGCAGUACUGCACUCACAACUUCAAGGGCCACCAGGGAGUGAUCAGUGUGAUGGCAUUCCGACCGGAGUCUUCCAAUAUCCAGCUGGUCUCGGCUGCUGAUGACUAUAAGGUCCGUGUGUGGGAUCUGGUGACUAGUGCCUGUGUUGCCACCAUGGACGUCCACUACAGCCUUGUCACCAGCCUCGUCUUCUCCCCUGACGGCACAGCCAUGUACAGUGGUGGCCGUGACAGCGUGGUUGUCGUGUGGGACAUGGAGAAGUUGGCAGUCAGGAGGACGCUGCCAGUGUUCGAGAGUGUGGAGUCGGUGAUGCUUCUACGGGAUGAUUGUGACUACAGUGACCUUGACCUACCAUCUCCAGACUGUCCGCAUGUCCUUGUAGCCAGCAGUAAAGGCAAGAUACGUGUCAUCAACACUCUGACAGGAGGGUGUGUUCACAAGAAGAAUGCCAUCACUGCUGCUGCUGUGGAUGAAGAAGACAGUGAGCAGGUGGUCACUCAGGCCAUACACUGCCCAGCCAUCAACUCUGUGGUCAUCGUCACAUACGACCACAACAUCAUCUUCUAUGAUGAGCAAAACCUCUCAGUCUCCAAACAACUGUCUGGCAGUGCUGAUGAGGUGCUGGAUGUACAGUUUGUGGGCGAGGAUGACACACACCUGGUUGUGGUCAGCAACAGUGCCAAGCUGAAGGUGUUCAAUGUGAGCACGUGGGGAUGUCAGAUUGUGGAGGGGCACUCGGACAUCGUGCUGGGUGUAGCUGUGUAUGCUAAAACAGGCCUUGUGGCUACUUGCUCCAAGGACUCGACGGUGAGACUGUGGAUGUUUCUGCCAGAGACUGGGAGUCUGUCCUGUGUUGGUGUCUGUCAUGGCCAUGUACAGGCUGUCAGCUCUGUCGCCUUCUCCAGAAAAUCCCCAUCAUUCAUAGUGAGUGGUGGUCGAGACAGCACUCUGAAGUUGUGGUCAAUAGAAUCUGCCUCCAGCACUGAUGGUCUGACGGAACUGACCUGUCGGGCCACAGAGCGGGGACAUGAGAAGGACAUCAACUGUGUAACUGUUGCACCAAAUGACAAGUUCAUUGCCACAGGCUCACAGGAUAAGACGGCAAAGCUCUGGAAAGCUUCCAAUCUGUCUUUAGCAGGGGUAUUCCGAGGGCACUCCCGGGGUGUGUGGUGUGUCCAGUUCUCACCUGUAGACCAGUGUCUGGCCACCAGCUCUACCGACGGCAGCGUCCGCAUCUGGAGUCUUUCCGACCUGUCUUGUCUCAAGACAUUUGAAGGCCAUGAUGCAUCCGUGCUGAAGGUGAUGUUCAUCUCCAGAGGCAUGCAGCUGCUGUCAGUAGGGUCUGAUGGCCUGCUCAAGCUGUGGACCAUCAAGACGAAUGACUGUGUGAAGACAUUCGAUGAGCAUGAUGCCAAAGUCUGGUGUGUGGCCUGUAGCCAGGAUGAGGAGAGAGUUGUCACGGCAGAUGCAGAGUCCACCAUUAUCUUGUGGAAGGAUGUGUCCGAGCAGGAAGGUGAGGAAAUCCUCCUGCAGCAAGAACAACAAGUACUGCAACAACAGGAGUUAUCUAACUUGAUACACGAGAAACGGUACCUGAAAGCCAUCGGACUGGCCAUCACGCUGGAGCAGCCGUACCGAGCUCUGACUGUCAUGAAGGAAAUUCUGUUCGACGUUGAUGGUCAUAAAAAACUGGAGGAGGCCUUGUCCAAACUGCGUCCUGAUCAGAUAGAUGCCAUCCUCCGGUUCAGCGUUGCAUGGAACACCAACAGUAAACACUGUCACAUCGCACAGCUUCUUCUCCGAGUAGUCCUGCAGACCCUCUCACCUGCUGACAUCGGCGACCUCCCCAACAUCCGCUCAACCGUGGAGGGACUGCUGCCAUAUACAGAGCGACAUUUCCAGCGACUCACUCGGCUGUACCAGCAGUCCCGCUUCAUCGAGUACACCUGGCAGUGUAGCCGCACCGUCGGAGCCACCACCUCCACUAGUGCACUCGGUUCACAGCCUGAAGCUUUGGGAGAAGAUGUACUUUCUCAAAAGAAAGUUACAACACUCAGGAAUACAAGGAAUAGAUCAAGGUCAAACUCAGGUUCAAGGUCAGUCUCGGAAUCAGACUCAGAAACUGAAAUGACGGAAAGCAGAGCUGAUGUGACAGAAAUGUUGUCUGCCGGUGAUGGCAAGGCUGAGCCUGUCCAGGGAACAAAGGCUGGGUCGAGUGGAGGCAAGAAGAGAUCACUCUCAGCAGGACAGGUGUGCCAGGAGGAUUCCCCCAAGUAGUAGGAAGAAGAUGAAGAAGAAAAGUUCCAAGGAGGGAUCUUUGAGUGUUCAGACUGACUUGGGGGUUACUGUCAGUGAUUCCCCAAGGGGCAGGAAGAAGAAGAAGAAGAAUAGUUCCAAGAAGGGUUCUUUGAGUGUACAGACAGACUCAGGAGUUUCUGUCUCUGAGUCACCAGGCAGCAAGAAGAAGAUGAAGAAAAGUUCAAAUGGACAGCAACGCAAGCAGAAACAGCUGGGCUGACAUAUGAUGGUGUGUGUAGAAGGGGUGCAAGUGAAGGGUGAAUGUUGAGUGUAUCUUGAAAGUGAGUGAGGUAGCAGGGGCAGAUACAGCUUUUUGAGAAAGGGGGGUGCACACUAUUGAGAAAAGGAUGGGUGCACACAUCAUUUAACAAACUUUCAGCACAAAAGGGGGGUGCGCACCCCUGCACCCCUCCUCUGGAUCCCCCCUAUGGGUAGCCUGUAAAUAUGCAGGUAUGAAUACUGUGUAAUAAAUGCUGCAUCUACUGUAAUAAACAUGACAUUGAAUCCA
Molecule: messenger RNA, 3308 nt
Organism: Haliotis rubra (blacklip abalone)
Lineage: Eukaryota; Metazoa; Mollusca; Gastropoda; Lepetellida; Haliotidae
Product: transducin beta-like protein 3
Exons: 24
Coding region: 107-2779 (890 amino acids)
Biological process (GO): endonucleolytic cleavage in 5'-ETS of tricistronic rRNA transcript (SSU-rRNA, 5.8S rRNA, LSU-rRNA); endonucleolytic cleavage to generate mature 5'-end of SSU-rRNA from (SSU-rRNA, 5.8S rRNA, LSU-rRNA)
Cellular component (GO): small-subunit processome; nucleolus; 90S preribosome
Molecular function (GO): U3 snoRNA binding; protein binding
Source: RefSeq, a predicted model, not a curated record